Aspergillus vadensis CBS 113365 is the source of this 532-nucleotide messenger RNA. RefSeq names its product 60S ribosomal protein eL33. The record is from RefSeq and is a predicted model, not a curated record. Lineage: Eukaryota; Fungi; Ascomycota; Eurotiomycetes; Eurotiales; Aspergillaceae. The coding region runs from base 103 to 432 and encodes 109 amino acids. Gene Ontology annotation, cellular component: cytosolic large ribosomal subunit; ribosome. Gene Ontology annotation, biological process: cytoplasmic translation; ribosomal large subunit biogenesis. The transcript is spliced from 6 exons. Gene Ontology annotation, molecular function: structural constituent of ribosome.
AAGCGACGACAACCACGACAACCCGGACGACUUUUGCGGGUCAUACCUCCCUUCCUUCGACUUUUUGCGUUGCCCGCUGCUGCUCAGAGAAACGCCGUCAGAAUGCCUUCGGAACAAGGUCACAGACUCUAUGUCAAGGGUCGCCACGUGAGCUACCAGCGCUCCAAGCGUACCGUCAACCCCAACACCAGUCUGAUCAAGAUCGACGGUGUUGAGAGCACUGAGGCCGCAAACUUCUACCUGGGCAAGAAGGUUGCUUUCGUCUACCGGGCCAAGCGUGAGGUCCGGGGCUCCAACAUCCGGGUCAUCUGGGGCAAGGUUACCCGUCCCCACGGUAACUCCGGUGUUGUCCGUGCUCAGUUCCGCCACAACCUCCCCCCCAAGACCUUCGGUGCUACCGUCCGUGUUAUGCUGUACCCCUCCAACAUCUAAAUGACGCCCCUUUUGUUACGUUAGUUGGCAACUCCGGAUUCUACGCGCAGACGGUCGGGCAAGGAGUCGACGGAAUGAGCCGAAAGUUGAGAUGGAGUUG